AACUACUUUUUUUAACCUUCAGUAGUUAUCAUUAAAAAAAUCAGGGUCUCUAGGAAGGAUUCAUUGAUCCACUUAACUAGGCCAUUAGCAGUUACCAGUUAGCACAUUGCUCUGCUUGACCAAGGCAUAUUACGACAUAUGCCACGUGUGCUAAUGGCAUUGACAAACCAUGAAUUGUUUGGAGAGUGACAAUUGUCCAUGAACCAUGCAUUGAUGCAUGGACCAGUGCACAAGCGACGGAUAUUCCAGAGGCAUGCAAUUGGCAAUGCCUCGGCCAAGCUAUGGAUCCAGGAGGCAGGCAGAGAUGCAGAGAAGACAGCCGAGCUAUACAAGAUGGAGAGGCGAGGUGCCAUAUGCUUUGGAAACACAGCUCAAUGUGGCCAUGGAAAGCAAAGAACCCUACAGCUUGUAAAAGCCCCAGCCAUUGACACCUACAAAUACGCAGUAAUGCAACCCCAUGGUUCUUCAACCUCCAGCCAGCACAAGAUCGCUUGCAAAAGCCUAAAUUAGCUACCUGAGUGAUCUGCCGUAGCUUCUCUUGCUUGUCACCCAUGGCGAAGUCAAGUAGCUACGGCCUUUGGCUUGCUUGCUUUGCCAUUGCCACUGCAGUCGCCGGCGGAACGCAGUUCAUGGUCGGCGGCGCCAAUGGCUGGAGCGUGCGCACCGCCGGCGCGGAGCCCUUCAAUACUUGGGCGACGCGGACGAGGUUUCAGAUCGGAGACUCCCUAGUGUUCGUGUACCCCAAGGACCAGGACUCGGUGCUGCUGGUGGAGCCGGCGGACUACAACGCCUGCAACACGUCGUCGUACGUGAAGAAGUUCGACGACGGCGACACCGUGGUCACGCUCGCCCGCUCCGGCCCGCUCUUCUUCAUCAGCGGCGUCGAGGCCAACUGCCGCGCCAACGAGAAGCUCAUCGUCAUGGUCCUCGCCACCCGUAGCAACGGCACCGCGCCGGCUCCGAGCACGGCGCCGCCGCCGGCGUCACCGGCGUCGCCCCCUCCUGUCAGCUCCACCACCCCGCCCCCGUCGUCGUCGCCCGCUCCGCCUACUAAGGCCCCGACCACCGCGUCGCCACCGGCGCUGCUGCCGCCCGCCGGCUCUGCUCCCACCAAGACACCGAGCACGCCGCCGCCCGCAUCGUCGUCGCCCCCUGCUCCGAGCGCGUCGUCGCCUGCUCCGGCGUCGUCAACGUCAACCCCACCGCCGCCCUCGGCGAGCUCCCCGGCUCCGAGCGCGCAUGGGGCGACGGCUAACUCGACGGGCACGCCAUCGUCGCCUCCCGCCGGCGCCUCCAAGGACAAGAACGGCGCCGCCCUCACGGUGGCCACAGGCUUGGCCAGCUCCUUCGGGGCCUGCAUCCUUGGCUACGCCAUGCUUGCUCUCUGAAGUGAAGUGAAGUGAAGUAGACACGGUACAACGAACCGGAGACCCCAGUAAAUAUGUGAUUACAUACAAUUCAUCAUUAAUUAAGACAUGCGAUUUGCGCAUGUCGUUGCUAAAUAUUGCAUUCGUUUUCCGCCGGAUGAAUAAGAAAUCAAUGAUUCUUCUGCCUA
Messenger RNA from Sorghum bicolor (sorghum), 1555 nucleotides. RefSeq names its product early nodulin-like protein 2. The record is from RefSeq and is a predicted model, not a curated record. Gene Ontology annotation, cellular component: plasma membrane. Gene Ontology annotation, molecular function: electron transfer activity. The transcript has 2 exons. Lineage: Eukaryota; Viridiplantae; Streptophyta; Magnoliopsida; Poales; Poaceae. Bases 552 to 1388 code for a protein of 278 amino acids.